UGCAGUGGUGGAGAAGGCCAUACGUCAGAGGCAUAAUGGCGGAGGCUGGUUGAAGAGGACAGGCACUCCGCAAAGCUGCGCUGUUACCUAUUUCUUCGCCCUCAGCAGAGGUUCGCAGUGCCUAAAAAUGGCCUGCAAUUCUUACGCGGAAAUUGAAAACGACAACAAAAGCCUUAAGUCCAGUGGGAUUUCAUCCGAGGGCUGCAACUCUCAGAAGCAAUUGUUGUCAGAUAGUAUCUCGGCCACAUCCAAGCAAAAUGGCGAACAAGCUGUAUGUGAAGACGAGCAAAUGUCUGAACAAGAUACGUCUGAGCGGCGGAAGAGCGGGAUGAUGGAUUUAAAAACCAACAGUACUUCACCGUCGACACUUCAGAGACCUGCAGAAGAGUUGCUAAGAAGAAAUUUUCAGAUUCCGCGGAAGAUCAAGGAAAGGAAAGGUUUGUUCCAGAACCUUUCCCCGGAAUCUCGUGAGUUUGAUGAACUUGUGAGGCUUCUCUCCUCUUUCUACCUGGAGCCCAACUCGCGGGGGACCUUCACAUACACCAAAGCCCGUCUCAUUCACAACGAGCUCCUCGAGAAAGAAUUCAUUGAGAAGAAGAGGGAACUCAAGCAGCAUGGCCGCACAGAUGCAGAGCUGGAGGAGACGUACGGCUUCUUGCUUCCGGACAAAGACAAGGUCCAAGCCAUCUGUGAGAAAGGUCUGUCUGUGGGCCACUCCCGUGUCAGCAUGCUGGGCAGUCCUGCUAAAGGUGUGUAUCUGUCAAGGUACUCUGAUCUAUUGCAAGUCAAUACAUUUGAACCCGGAACAACCGGAGAAAUCAUAGUGUUCAAAAUUAUGAAGGGUAAAUUAAAAACCAUAUAUGAAAGCACACCAAAGAACGUGGUGGACCCUACGCAGAAGUUCGACUGUCACGUGUUCAAGAACGCGAGCAAAGUGGCGUCCCUCUACUCCUACCGGGCGUUUGAGCACACUCAGCAAUACUUGUUUGAGUUUGCCUACGAAGAGCUGAAGGCCCGGCCCAGACACGUGUGCCCUUACGCAGUGUUGUCUUUCCAGUACAGAGGCAAAGAAACAGGGGCCUCUCUAAACAGGCUCAACAGCCCCAUGAGUGAUGGAAAUCGAGUGAGGCGCAGGUACACGGUCUGGAGUGGGACCCUGGUGAAUAAGGGAGAGGAGCUUUUCCAGAUUAGCAUCCGAUCUUCCAACCUCCCCCUUCUGCCCUUCCGAAUACCUGAUAAACUGGACGUCAGCACAGCGAUGCACUUGGAUGCAAUGAAGAGGAAGAUACCAGCGCUGCUAUCGUGGGACACCUUCUACGGCAAGCGGGAAGUGUUAAAGUAUGGCAUGUACUGCAGUUUGUUUGAGGUGGUGAGCAAGAGCAAACCUGGCAACCAAAAUCUAUCUGGACUGCUACAGAAGCUUGAGAAGGACAAAAUAGUGCUUGUGAAGCCUUUGAUGGACAAAGGAUUUCUCUUCCUGCUUUCAUCCGCCCAAAUGCAAAUAUCGAAUGAGAGGAAGAGUCGAUUGGAAAAAGGUUUACAGGCCCUCUUCAUCUUUCAAGACCCUAGACUGGCCCCAACAAAAUUCUCAGCCACAUGCACUGCUCCCCCUCCUCGCGACCCGAGUGACGGCGUGGUCCUGCGUCGGCUGGAGCCCUUCCUGCCGGCCAUCCACCACGCACUGCUGCGCCUGCGCUCGCACCCGCCCAAGGACCUGGGGGCGGCCGUGGAGCGCCAGGCCACGGACUACCUGGGCCAGCAGCGGAGCGGCCGCGGCCCCCCGGCCGCCUUCCGGCUGCCCGAGUACCGGCAGCACCUGGACGAGCGGCCCGGAUACCCCUCGGGUCCCCGGCCGCGCUUCAGCGGCGAUGCCCUGCGCACCUAUCUCCACGGGCCGACCUGCUACCAGCUGGCCACCACCAAGGCCCACGGCCUGCUCAGCGGCGAGGGUCUGGAGCAGCGGCGACCGCACAGACCGCCGCCGUCCGUGUCCUCGACCGUUCCGGCAGCAGCGACCGCCACGGCCUCCGCAUCGGCGUCCAGCCUGGCCAUCUCCCCGGCACCGUCGCCCGCGGGGAUGUCGGACGACCGCAGCCCAGCCUCCGACUGGGGGAGUCAGGAGAGGGCGGCCCCCGCAUCGGCGGCCCCUGCAUCAGCGGCCCGAGUGACGCAGGCCAACGGGGGGAGCCAGAGAGCCCCCCAGCGCACGGGAGGAGAGUACGACAAGGAGAAGAUGGAGAAGCUGCUGCAGCUGAUCCACAUGCACAAACGGACGCUGGCGGGGGGGAGGGAGGACGAAGACGACGGCUGGGACGCCGCCGGACUCAAAAGGAGGUUAGAGGAUGAAGGGGGAGCGCAGGCCAGCAAGUACCUGAGGACCAGCCUGCUGAGCAACGGAGAGCCUGGGAGAGUGCCUGGUAGUGAGGAGGGCGGCUCUGAGGAGAGUCCGUCGCUGUCCCUCUCCAUGGUGAUGGACAGCAUGGGCAUCUGUGACACUGACCUGCGCGACCGCGUGGGCCCGACGUCCGAGACGCACCGGCUGAUCAAGCUGCUCAUGAGCACGCUCAACCGGGCCAUCACUCACGGCGCCUCGGGGGCCGAGGUCGCCGCCGAGACCCUGGAACGGGUCAGCGCCGAGGGGCUGGGGCUGGAGCUGGGCCUGGGCCGGGCCGAGGCGACGGACCUGGACCUGCGGUCACGAGUGAAGGACGAGGAGCCGUCGUCUACGCAGGACUACCUAGAGGAUCAGACAGCAGGCAGUAUGAGCAGUAUGGAUGUGUGCAGUCCUGCAUCACCCGGAGAGCCUCUGCAGCAGGCCACCUCGUCCUCAGACGUCCUCGACCACUGGGGUCACUCAGAGAAGGGUCCUCUCCCAGUCCCGGAGCGCAUCCCCCGUCGAGCGGACGGCGACAGCAAAGCGAUGGGCCAGUCCCUGGACGCCAUCGUCCACAACGAGUUCCAGUGCCUCUCGUCCCACAUCAAGCACUUGAUGGACAGCCAGCACAUCUACUACGCCCCCCAGGCCCCGGCGCAGUGGCCCGACCCCCACCUGCUGCGGCUCAGCUCCACCUUCUCCACCUUCGUAUCGCACCACGUCAAGCCGCUGGCCGUGCAGCCGUACCUCGGCACACUCCGCGAGCGCAUCGGACACCUUCUGGCCCCGCCCAGAUCUGCCCCUGCGCCGGGGGUCAAAGUGGAGCACCCCGUAACUGUUACUGCCUCCACCCCUCCUGCCUUUACCCCCACAUCUGCCUUCACUCUCGCUCCUGCCCCAGGUCCGCUUACGGUUACUGCGGCUCCCACGACGGUUCUACCCCCCGUCCACUCUCCUGCCAACGCUAUAGGCCUGGCCCCAGCCGCACCCAUGGUAGUUACCCCAUCGCAUCCUCCCCCCAAUGUCUCUGGUGCUAUUUCUGCCCCACCGGCAGUUCCAACCCUACACCAUCCUGCUCCUAUUGCCCCAGCGCACGUGGCUCCCUCUGCAGUUUCCAUUACUGCCGCCGCCGCUUCUACCCCUCCUCCUGCUGUUGCCCCUACGAGUUCUUUUACCCCACCGGCCAAAGCCCCCACCGCUUCGGUUGCCCCACCGGCCAAGACCUCGAGCAAGCCACGCAUGGGCACCGUCAAAGACCCCCACAAGCCCCUCGCCACUGCCAUGGAGAAAGCCGAGAAAACCCCAGAAGUCAAACCAAUGGUCUCGGCCCUCGCCCUGGACCCUCCUGUCUCCUCUCCCUCAGCGGUCAGUCAGCUGCAGCAGCAGCAGCCACACCAGGCACCGCCCCCUUCCUCCGAUCCUGCCCUUGUGCCCGCCCCCACGGCCAACCCCAGCGACAGCACGAGCGCGGCCAACAGCCUGAUCAGCCAGAUCAAGCCGGACGUGUUCCUCAGCCUGGUGCAGAUGGUGCAGAGGAACACGCUCAAGUUCUACAUCCACGUGAGCGAGGAGGACAGCGAGACUCAGCUCUGCACAGAGAUUAAGGAUUACUUGAAGAGCUUUGGCAAUGUGGAGUGCAAUCCACAGAGUUUCCUGGAGAACAACAACAGCCUCGACAAGUUUCUUGUCAUCAUUCAAAAUGAGGAUAUUGCUAUGCAUGUUCACAAGAUCCCUGCCCUAGUGUCUUUGAAGCAGUUACCGUCUGUGAGUUUUGCCGGUGUGGACAGUCUGGACGACGUGAAGAACCGCACCUAUAAUGAACUGUUUGUGUCCGGCGGCCUCAUCGUGUCUGAUGAGUUAAUCCUCAACUCGGACUUGAUGACGUUCGAUAAACUGCAGAGGUUGCUGAAGUUUCUGGAGGAGCAGAGCUCCAUCUGGCAGUGGAAGGUGCACUGCAAGACCCAGAAGAAGCUCAAAGAGCUCAGCAGGUUAAACGGUGAUACGAUGAGCAUGUUAAACCUGCUAACAACGUAUCAGAAGAAGCACUUGGUAGAUUUUCUACCCUAUCAUGAAUGUGACGCUCCCACAAAGACCGCCCCCGAUGUGGACUGCCUGGUCAAGCUGCAGGCCCAUCACACACAACACAGACACAUCAUCUUCCUCACUGAGAGAAAACUGGAGAUGCUCCCACACUUCUCCAGCCAUGGGAUCCUUGUCGCCAGUAUUGAAGACAUCUUGGACAACUUCACAAGCAUAAUCAGCUUCAGUCCACUCAAGAUGGAGCCACCCGCACCCACGGCCCCACCAGAAGCCGAGAAGGAAGACGUGCGUGAUGAAUGCGUAGAGGAGGAGGACAUGUCCUUGGACUCAGAGGACGAGACGAUGGCCAUCAGUGAGACGGCUGCCCCCCUCCCGAGCAAUGGCCUGCAGCAGCAGCAGCAGCAAUCAUCAAUCCUCCCCCCUCCGCCGCAGAUGCAGGAGUUCCGGCCACCCCUGCCUGAGAUGCCCCCCAUCCCAGACGCCAUGGCCCAGAACAGCCCCAUGUCCUACGGUAGCGCCAAGAUGGACUUUGCCCCCGCCAUCGCCCCCUUCCCCCCCGGACCCGAGCUGGGGGAUAACCUGGCGGUGAGUUUCGGGGUGAACCCUCACCAGAGCUACUUGUGUCCUGCGCCGUCACAGUGGAGCCCCUUCUCGGGCAGCACUGGCUACCCACUUCCAUCACAGCCCCCUUCCGUGUUGCCCCCCGCGUUACCCGGGCAACCCUUCCCCCAACAGUCCCCGAUGCCAAACCUCAGCCAGUCUCCGGCCGUUGGCUCGGACGAGAUGGCCCCAGGGGAGGUGCCCCCGGGACUCCCCCAGCCGCUCCCCGACGCCGAGGCCCAGAUGGGGGUGCCGGCGACGGGUGCGGUGACCCCGCACGCUGCAGGCAGUGCUCAGGAUGCACAGAGCAACGUCAUGGAGCCGAUGGCGCUCCCGUACCCCGACCACGCCGUCGGCCCUCCGAUGGGCAUGGGGUACGGCUGGGGGGGCAAUAUGGGGGUGAUGCAGCACAGCUACGGAGGCGGCCCGCCGCUGGGUUCGGUCGGCAGCGCAGACUCGGCCGAGCUGGCGGAUACAAAUGCUCAGCCGCCGCAGGGCAUGUCCCAGGCGGACGGUCUGUGGAAGGCCGGCGGCAUGUGUGAAAUGGCCGACGGCCUCACGCCGGGGCUGCUGCACCGUAGCCUCCCCCCUGUGCCUGCGCCUCCGCCUCCCCCCGGUAUGGUCAUCCCACCCUCUGCGUCGGGCCCCCCGCCCGGCCCCUUCCUGCACGCCGGAGUGCUGGGUGGCCCGACGGUGACGGAGAAGAGCUGUGGCACCCCGGGCAGCUCCACACCCAGCAGCCAGGGCAGCCGGACACCAGUGAGCUCGGGCCCCGACAGCCAGCCCACGCCAGGCCCUCCGGCCGGCAGGGGCAGCUCCGUGCCCCGCACCCUCCUGUCUGGAGCCGGCAGUGGGGGCAACGGGCACGGCCGUGGGGGCGCAACGGGGCACGCGCCUCUUCAGCCGCCUCCUCGCCAUGCCAACCACAGCGGCCCCGGUGGGUACAACGGCAGGGGGGCGAUGACUGUUCCGCCGCCGCUGCCACCUCCGCCGAUGGACAUGCACGGGGGCUUCAGAGCCAGGGGCGCACCGCCCAUGCCCAUGCGCUCCAGACCCGGGCGAGGACACAUGAGGGGGGGGCCUCCACCCUGGGGCCCUCCUCUAAGGGGUGCACCACCCCCACCUCCACCUCCGGACUAUUACUCGGACUACACGUACCCCUAAGUCAGUGCAUGACCAUGGGCCGGCCUCAACAGACUACUGGCAGAGAGAAUGUACAUAUUUGACUUUUGAGAGCACAUUUGGAUUUCACAGAAGGAGGCAGACUAAGAAAAAGGAACCUUGGUCUUUAUGAAUUCAGAGGCCCUGAAGUCCUGCUGUAAUCAAACCUGCUCUUCCUGAAGGAGGACUUUUGGGGGAAAUAAACAGACCUUGUUCAGACCACUAUAUUUAUAUUUGCCAAGAAAUGUAACAGCCUUUCAAUGUUUCAUUUUGUUGCUUCUUUUUGUUCCAAUUUUUCAACAAAUAGACAAAAAGGAAAAAAAAAACGGUUUGUGAACAAGGAAUAAAAUCAGACAAUAUUUUUUUAAAAAAACAAUAAGAGAAAUGUGGAUCACUCGUUUUAGCAUUCUUUUUUUUUUUUUUUUUACAUUCUUGGUUGUAAAAAUGUCUAUUAAAACAAGGUUGUAUCAAAACUCA
Sardina pilchardus (European sardine) is the source of this 6652-nucleotide messenger RNA. It is a transcript of the gene tasorb, whose product is annotated as transcription activation suppressor b. Gene Ontology annotation, biological process: negative regulation of gene expression, epigenetic; protein localization to heterochromatin. NCBI's taxonomy places the organism in Eukaryota, Metazoa, Chordata, Actinopteri, Clupeiformes, Clupeidae. The record is from RefSeq and is a predicted model, not a curated record. The transcript has 23 exons. Gene Ontology annotation, cellular component: nucleoplasm; heterochromatin. The coding region runs from base 128 to 6178 and encodes 2016 amino acids. Gene Ontology annotation, molecular function: chromatin binding.